This is a messenger RNA of Polistes canadensis, 1273 nucleotides long. RefSeq names its product methylosome protein 50-like. The transcript has 5 exons. Gene Ontology annotation, biological process: oocyte axis specification. Lineage: Eukaryota; Metazoa; Arthropoda; Insecta; Hymenoptera; Vespidae. The record is from RefSeq and is a predicted model, not a curated record. Gene Ontology annotation, cellular component: methylosome. The coding region runs from base 180 to 1175 and encodes 331 amino acids. Gene Ontology annotation, molecular function: protein binding.
CUAUUCAUUAAUUGGCUGAUUUCGCAUAAAAAUUACAAUGGUAAAGGUUCAAUUGUAAAUCCUACGAUUUACUUUGAAUUUUCUACUGUUUUGGUAUUAAAUGAAUAUAGGUGUUGCUGAUAUUUUAUAACUUUUUAUAAUAAUAAUUAAAUAUAGUUAGGUAUAAAUAAUUUAAGAUCAUGGAUAUAUCUAUCGCUCCGAAUUUAAAUGCCGAAAUCUACAGAAAUUUGGCACAAGCCGAUCGUCCGACUGUUUCUGACAAACAUUUACAACUUAUAUUGGUAUAUGAUGAUAAUAAUGCUAUUCUUGGUGGUAGUAAUAUGACAGAUCGUUUCUGGACUGGUACUCUGUGGUAUUACAAUGAUAUUUCAGAUUUUACAAAAUCUAAAGCUUUACAAUCGACUAAAACUGUAACUGGUAUAACAACGGGAGCAUAUCUAGAGAAAGAUAAAUUUAUAAUUGGCGAGGAUAGCGGCUUGUUACAAAUCAUUGGCCUAGUUGAAACAUCUAAGAAAGAUACAAUAGAAUUACAAUCGUUUGGAUAUGCUUGUCAACACGAUGAUACUCUUACAAGCAUUUCAGUAUUUUCUGAUAAAGAACGUUUAGUGAGUAGCGGAAUGGAUUGUUGCAUAAAGGUCUGGGAUAUAUCUAAUCUAAUGUCUACAGAUUCAUUCCAUUCUAGUCACAUAGAUGUUGUAACUGGAGUUGAUGUACAACAUGGAAAUAAUUCUGUAUUUAUGUCUUCGUCAUUAGAUAACUGUGCAUUAAUGUGGGACCUAAGAAAAUCAAAACCUGCGCACUGUAUUUUAGAAAAAUAUGGUUAUGGGUUGACUUCUGUAUCCUGCAGUCCUGUCUCUGAUAAUAUUGUUGCAAUAGGUGCAAAUGAUGGAAGUGUUACCUUAAUAGAUAUUAGAAAUAUGUAUGACGUAUUAUUCGAGUCAUUAAUAUUUUCCAGAUCAAUACAUAAGCUUUUAUUUAAUCCAAAUCCAGAAAGGUCAAGUCAAAUAGCUUGUUGCUGCGAUGACGUAGUAAUUAAAGUUCUUGAUACAAAUAAAGAUUGUAAUGUUAUUUAUGAAGAUACUAGACAUACGGAUUUUGUACGUGGACUCGCUUGGUACAAAGAUAAAUUGAUAUCGUGUUCUUGGGAUGAUCAAGUUUUAAAACAUACGAUUUAAUUCUUGUAUAAUUGAACAUUAAACUUGUUACUUUUAUAUUAAAAUUAAUUCUGAUCACUGAUCAGUUUAAUAAAAUAGAAAUAUUAAUGUUUCUAUAC